Molecule: messenger RNA, 2433 nt
Organism: Cladocopium goreaui
Lineage: Eukaryota; Dinophyceae; Suessiales; Symbiodiniaceae
Source: the annotation of a GenBank genome assembly
AUGCAUUCUGAAAAGCUAACCUUCACCAGCGACGAAGGUCUCCAACUCGCAGGUCGACUGGAACUGCCGAUCGGCCCGCCGAAGGCCUACGCCAUCUUCGCGCACUGCUUCACCUGUUCGAAGAACUCGAAUGCCGCUACCCGGAUCAGUCGCAAGCUCACCGACGAUGGGUUCGCUGUGCUCCGCUUCGAUUUCACCGGCCUCGGCUCUAGCGAAGGCGAUUUCUCCAACACCAACUUCUCCUCAAAUAUCCGCGACAUUGUAGCCGCCGCAAAUCACCUGCGAGAACAUCACGCCGCCCCACAACUCCUCAUCGGGCAUAGCCUGGGAGGAACCGCCGUGCUGGCCGCCUCGAAUUCCAUCGAGGAAGUCGAAGCUGUCGUCACCAUUGGCUCUCCGGCGUCUCCCUCACAUCUACUCCAGUUACUCGAAGGGACAUGCGAAAUACUGAAAACAGAAGGUCAGGCCCCGGUGAAAAUCGGCGGGCAAUCCUUCACCAUCAAACAACAGUUCAUCAACGAUCUCGAGGCCUCCCAAGUCGAGCAUCCCGCCAUCGGAGCCAGCUUGCUGGUGAUGCACUCGCCGCUGGACGAAGUGGUAGAGAUCGAUCAGGCCCGGCAAAUCUACGCCGCCGCCCGGGGUUUCAAGAGCUUCGUCACCCUGGCCGACGCCGACCAUUUGCUUACCAAGCGGGUCGACUCCGAUUAUGCUGCCAAUAUCGUGGGUGCUUGGGCCUCACGUUACGUCACCGACCAGCGUCCCGUCCGCGUCACGCCGAAGGAAGGAACGGUAUUGGUCGAAGAGUGGCAACUGCCCUACACCAACCGCGUGGCGGCCCGUAGUCAUUCGUUUCUCGCCGACGAGCCCACCUCGGUCGACGGCCUCGACGCCGGCCCCAACCCUUACGAACUGCUGCUGGCCGCCCUGGGCACUUGCACUUCGAUGACCAUCCGCAUGUACGCCCAACGCAAAAACUGGCCGCUGGAAAAAGUCUCGGUGCAGCUCAAGCAUGAAAAAGUUCAUGCCGAGGAUUGCGCCGAUUGUGAAAGCGAUAACUCAAAGAUUGACCGCUUCGAACGGGUGAUUGAUAUUAGGGGAGACCGCCUCAGCGAAGAACAGCGAGAGCGGUUGCUCGAAAUUGCCGAUCGCUGUCCGGUGCAUCGUACUCUGAUGAACGAGAAAGAGAUUGUGACCACGUUGGCCAACGUCGAGGCCCCCGUCUGCCAACCAUCGCGAGCCAGCCUGAUGGUGUCGCGGUUGCCCUCUUCCACAGGGCUCUAUUUUCUCGACCCCGGCCUACAAGACUCAGAUGUUACGCGCAACGAAGUUACGCUCCCCGAGGCCAUCGCUAAAGCGGGCUAUCAGGUAAUGGGCGGCGGCAAGCUGUUCCACAGUGUCGAUAACAAACGCGUCUUUGAUGGCGUGGGCGAGUACGGAGGCAACUUCGGCGGAGUCGGCCCCCGAGCGAAAGAAAAAAUCAGCCAACCGCACGGGCACCCGUUGUGGGACUGGGGAGCCUACCCCGAGAAGACAACCGAGAUGCCCGACUAUAAGCUGGCCACCUGGGCCGAACAGAAAUUGGCCGACGACUACGAGAAGCCGUACUUCCUGGCGGUUGGUUUCCACCGCCCACACGUGCCAAUGUAUGCACCACAAGAAUGGUACGACAUGCACCCCCGCGACAAGGUUUUGUUGCCGGUACUGAAAGAAAACGACAACGACGACCUGUCCUCGUACGCCAUCAACCUCGUCACGCUCGAACACGUCGCCCCCACCCACGCCUGGAUGCAAGAAAGUGGGCAGUGGCAACACGCCGUGCAGUCGUACCUGGCUUCAGUCACGUUCGUCGAUCAGUGUGUGGGUCGGGUGCUCGAUGCGAUGGAUGGUCGCGAAGACGCCGACAACACCAUCAUCUGCCUGUUUUCCGACCACGGUUUUCAUCUAGGCGAAAAAGAACGUUGGGCCAAACGCUCGCUGUGGGAAGAUGGCACUCGCGUGCCGCUCAUCUUCGCCGGCCCCGGGAUCGAACCGGCAGUUUGCGAUCGCCCCGUGGGCUUGAUCGACAUUUACCCCACGCUCUUGAAUUUGACUGGUCAAACCGCGAACUCGAACCACGAAGGCCAAUCGUUAGUUCCCCUGCUGGAAGACCCGACCGCCCAAUGGGAUCGCCCCACGAUCACCUCCUUCGGUCGUGGCAAUCACGCCGUGCGCUCCACCCGCUGGCGAUACAUCCACUACGUCGACGGAUCGGAAGAACUCUACGACCACGAGAACGAUCCGCACGAGUGGAACAACCUGGCCAGCAACCCCGACCUCACAGAAGUGCUCGAGGAACACCGCCGCUGGUUACCCAAGAACGAGCGCCCCAUUCUCGGUAGCGGCUCUACCGGCCAUCAGGCAUACGCGGCCGCCGCAGAGAAGCUAGAGCAAUAG